Cyprinus carpio (common carp) is the source of this 1706-nucleotide messenger RNA. It is a transcript of the gene map2k2a, whose product is annotated as mitogen-activated protein kinase kinase 2a. Gene Ontology annotation, biological process: protein phosphorylation. The record is from RefSeq and is a predicted model, not a curated record. Gene Ontology annotation, molecular function: protein kinase activity; ATP binding. NCBI's taxonomy places the organism in Eukaryota, Metazoa, Chordata, Actinopteri, Cypriniformes, Cyprinidae.
AGGGUUUCUCGAAGAGACAUCCAGCGAUGAACGCGCUGAAAUAAACCGCAUUUCUCGCACGUUUGCACUCGCUCUUUCCACCUGACACCUAACUAUUAUUUGGUACAGCGUCUGGAGGCAUGACGGGGUGUUGAAAUUAGGGGCUUACGAAUCGCAGAAACUUCUAUAGACACAAGUGUAGCAAUUUGAAGGAUUGAAUGUCAGCAGAGUCAACCUGAUUGUUCUCUUUGAAAUAGAUAACAAGCAACUAUGGCACCAAAAAGAAGACCAGUCCCCUUGAUCAUAGCCCCCACAGGAGAAGGGCAGUCAACUAACAUAGAUGCAGCAUCAGAGGCCAACCUGGAGGCCUUGCAGAGGAAGUUAGGGGAGUUGGAUUUGGAUGAACAGCAGAGGAAGCGGCUUGAGGCUUUCCUCACCCAGAAAGCCCAAGUGGGCGAGCUCAAAGAUGAAGAUUUUGACCCCAUAUGUGAACUCGGUGCAGGUAACGGUGGGGUGGUCCACAAAGUCCGUCACAAGCCUUCAAGACUGGUCAUGGCCAGGAAGCUUAUUCAUUUGGAAAUCAAACCGGCCAUCAGGAACCAGAUUAUACGAGAGCUGCAGGUCCUACAUGAGUGCAACUCGCCAUACAUUGUGGGGUUUUACGGCGCCUUUUACAGCGAUGGAGAAAUCAGCAUCUGUAUGGAGCACAUGGAUGGAGGCUCUUUGGAUCAAGUGCUGAAGGAAGCCAGGAGAAUCCCAGAAGAAAUUUUGGGCAAAGUUAGCAUAGCUGUACUCAGAGGUCUGGCAUAUCUUCGGGAGAAACACCAAAUAAUGCACAGAGACGUUAAGCCCUCCAACAUCCUGGUGAACUCGCGCGGAGAGAUCAAACUGUGUGACUUUGGCGUGAGUGGCCAGCUCAUCGACUCUAUGGCCAACUCCUUUGUUGGAACACGGUCGUACAUGUCGCCGGAGAGACUCCAGGGCACACACUAUUCAGUUCAGUCGGAUGUGUGGAGCAUGGGCCUAUCACUGGUUGAGCUGGCUAUUGGACGCUUACCCAUCCCCCCUCCCGAUGCCAAGGAACUGGAGGCCAUAUUUGGCCGGCCAGUGCUUGACAAAGGUGGGGCAGAAGGCCACAGCAUGUCCCCGAGACAAAGGCCUCCAGGACGACCAGUUAGCGGACACGGAAUGGACAGCAGGCCAGCCAUGGCUAUAUUUGAGCUACUGGACUACAUUGUCAAUGAGCCACCUCCCAAGCUGCCCCAUGGCGUCUUCACCACAGAUUUUGAGGAGUUUGUGAUGAAAUGCCUCAUGAAGAACCCGGCUGACAGAGCUGACCUGAAGAUGCUAAUGGGCCACACGUUUAUCAAGCGGGCCGAGGUUGAGGAGGUGGAUUUUGCUGGAUGGAUGUGUAAAACCAUGGGCCUUCACCAGCCCAGCACACCCACUCAUAGUGCUGAAUGAACGCCGGCUCACAGCGUAGUCAACCAUGCCAUCCUUAUCCUCUGCUCUACUUCUCUCCUUUUUGCUCUCACAGGCCUGUAUGCUUGUAAGCCUCUGAGACACCGCUGUGCGCUCUUUUGCUGUUCUCUGCUUGCUCUUCCCUUCUGUUGCGGUGCAUUCUGGGGCAUUGUUUUAUGAGAGCUUCUGGUGUUGGAACACAGUCAUUUGAAUGAAUAUGGAGAUUAGAGUCACUUAAGUGGAGUGGCUAUAUUUUUAACAACCAC